AUGCUGUCCGAUUCUGAUCACCAGUUUCUUUUUCACUUGCUGCCGCUUGCCGGUGGGUCCUUUGCUCGAUUGGCCAUGCGGUCCGACGACGGAGUCUUCAUCGCGUACCUGCACCGGCGUGCUCAGCUGGUAGACAUCGUGGACGACGAGUGGGCCCAGGACGUCCUCGGCCAGGACGACUUCGACCUCCCCGCCAGCGAACUCGACUCGGACAACGACGAGCGCAAGAGUGACGAGAAGUGGGUGGAGCUGUGCCUCGACGAGUUCCAGGUGAUGCGGGCGGUGCCGCGCCGGUGGGACUUGUAG
Messenger RNA from Emiliania huxleyi CCMP1516, 306 nucleotides. RefSeq lists its product as hypothetical. The record is from RefSeq and is a predicted model, not a curated record. The coding region runs from base 1 to 306 and encodes 101 amino acids. The transcript has 2 exons. Lineage: Eukaryota; Haptophyta; Isochrysidales; Noelaerhabdaceae. Gene Ontology annotation, cellular component: anaphase-promoting complex.